AUGGAAAAACUAAACGGUGGACGUCUACGGAUUGGCGUCUCCUUCUUGGCCUUUGGUUUGCUAAACAAUUUGCUUUAUGUAGUCAUACUCUCAGCUGCCCUCGACUUGGUAGGCAACAAUGUUUCUAAAGGAGUUGUUCUGUUCUCCAACAUCCUUCCCUCUCUGCUCUGUAAAGCUUCAGCACCUAUUGUUCACUUGAACGAGUACUCACCAACGAAACGUAUCCACCUCUGUGUGCUUCUUUCUUUUGUGGGGAUGCAAUGGGUCGUAUGGUCACAAAAAGUGUGGUUGAAGAUGGUCGGUGUGGCCAUUGCAGCCGUGUCGUCGUCUCUUGGUGAAGUUACGUUUCUACAGCUGUGUCAUCGAUAUCCAUCAACUACGAUGGCGUUCUGGGGAUCAGGCACCGGCCUUGCUGGUCUGCUUGGCUCCUCAUGCUACCUUGCGUUGACGGUCUACAUUGGUCUGUCGGUCCACACGACUCUGCUGUCGUCGAGCGUGUUUCCGUUGCUCAUUCUCGUAUUUCUCUACUUCGUGCUACCUAAGCCCGAAUACGAGCCUGUGUCGCCCCCGUCACCCUCUGUAGCCGGCGACACCCUACUGCCCAUCAGCAUUGCCGGAGGCAGCGGCAAUGUUGCUUACAAGCGCGGCGGUCUGCUUCGAUACAUUGAGUUCGUUCUCCGGCUUUGGAAGCCGUACUUUGCGCGGUACAUGUUCCCGCUGUUCCUUGUCUACUUCUCCGAGUAUACAGUAAACAUCGGCAUUGCUCCUACCUUACUAUUCCCCCUCGGCAACACAAGUUUUAAACAGUAUCGCGACUUCUAUCCUGCGUAUCAGACGGCCUACCAACUCGGCGUGUUCCUAUCGCGAAGCUCGAUUGCGCUUUUCGAAAUCCCUUGGUUUCCCUUGUUGUCUUACAUACAAUUCGGGCUUCUCGUGCUCAUGACCUGCCAGUCGUUGUUCAUGCUCUUCACCUCCGUGCAUUUCAUUCUCUUCCUCUUCCUCGUGGAAGGCCUCAUAGGAGGCUGUGUCUACGUCAACGUUUAUCAUUCCGUCCCCGGUUCAUCCCGCCAAGAGAAGGAGCGUGCAAUUGGAAUUGUCGGUGUCUCAGACAGCACCGGCAUCUUCCUCGCCUCGCUCUGCUCUCUUGUUCUCGAACACAGUCUCUGUUCAUACCAAGUGAGCCAUGGCCGUGAGUGGUGCACUCUGCCAUAG
Messenger RNA from Schizosaccharomyces japonicus yFS275, 1212 nucleotides. RefSeq names its product battenin CLN3 family protein. Lineage: Eukaryota; Fungi; Ascomycota; Schizosaccharomycetes; Schizosaccharomycetales; Schizosaccharomycetaceae. The transcript has 2 exons. Gene Ontology annotation, cellular component: endomembrane system; cell division site; membrane. The record is from RefSeq and is a predicted model, not a curated record. Bases 1 to 1212 code for a protein of 403 amino acids.